AACGGAACGGAAUCUCAUGACCCUCGCUUGCCUAACAAUCUAUUUCGAUUCUUUUUCCUUCGAACAUCCGAAUUAUCAGCAGUAAGAAGCCUACAGCUUCUGAAACCCUUCUCAGGUUUCAGAACCGAAACCCUUAAAUCCGGGGGAUGAUAAAAGAAAGAAUAAAACAGUGAGUCAAAAUCCCAGGAAAAAAAAAAACAGCAGAAAACAGUAAAAGCAAGAGCAAAUCCGAGGAGCAAACGAGGCAGAGAAAUCAUCGUUUUGCCGGAAUCCGCCACCAUUACUGUGUCAAAAAUCAUCAGAGAAAAAGCAGUAACUCAUGCAGGAUAGCGAUGGAUGUCUUGCAAAAAAGCAGUGAAAGAAUCCCUUUGAGUCAGAGGCCUGAAUAUGCCGAUGUGAAGCCUGUCCCCCAGAAUGAUGGUCCAAAUUCCAUUGUCCCUAUCUCCUAUACUGAUGAAUUUAGAGAGACAAUGGACUAUUUUAGAGCAAUAUAUGUAGCCGAUGAGCGGUCUCUUCGAGCUCUUCAACUCACCACCGAAGCCAUCAAACUUAACCCUGGAAAUUACACUGUAUGGCAAUUUAGGCGGCUAGUACUUGAGGCGCUUAAUGCUGACAUGAACAAGGAAUUGGACUUUGUGGAUGGCAUUGUGGAAGGAAACUCUAAGAAUUAUCAGAUAUGGCACCAUAGGCGUUGGGUUGCUGAAAAUUUGGGAACUGAUGCUUCAACUAGGGAGCUUGAGUUCACAAAGAAAAUUCUUUCUAAGGAUGCAAAACAUUAUCAUGCCUGGUCUCAUAGACAGUGGGUCCUUCAGGCACUUGGCGGAUGGAAAGAUGAGCCAACCUAUUGUGAACUGCUCCUCAAAGAUGACAUUUUCAAUAAUUCUGCUUGGAAUCAGAGAUAUUUUGUUGUAACAAGAUCUCCUCUCCUUGGAGGCCUGGGGGCAAUGAGGGGGUCAGAAGUAACUUGUACAGUUAAUGCAAUUAUGGAGCAUCCUGAAAAUGAAAGUCCUUGGAGGUACCUUCGAGGCUUAUACAGAAAUGAUACACAUGCUCUAGUUAAAGACCCUCAAGUAGCGUCAGUUUGCUUAAAGAUUUUGACUGCCAAAAACAAUUACGUGCACGCCCUCAGCAUGCUUUUGGACCUUCUCUGCCAUGGUUUCCAGCCUAGCCUGGAGAUAAGAAAUGCUGUCUAUGGUCUUUCUGACUCAGGUGCCCAAGGUUCUGAUUUGGUGAAAGUGGUCUGUUCUAUCCUAGAACUUGUAGAUCCAAUGAGAGCAAACUAUUGGAAGUGGCGGAGGAACAUAGUGCCUGCUCAAGCAGCUCAAUGCUUGAAAGAUGAUGGAUUGACUGGUUUGAGUUUAUAAAGGUGCCCAUAGAUCUUUCGUCUUAUCUUGCCUUCUUUCUCUACUCGUCAGUAUUAUCAGAGGAGAGAGGUCCUACAUAGAAAAGAACUUCUUAUGUGGAAAGUCCUUGUGUUGCUCUUUACACCACCAUAUUGAACUAUCCUUUUGUUGUAACACCACCAUAUUGAACUACCCACUGUAGCUGAACCUCUAAUUUACUCGAUUUGAGUACCGGAUAAAGGAUGCAAUCGAAACAUAUAUAAGCUAUGCAACUUGGUUUCUUCUGUC
This is a messenger RNA of Coffea arabica (coffee), 1631 nucleotides long. RefSeq names its product protein farnesyltransferase/geranylgeranyltransferase type-1 subunit alpha. Gene Ontology annotation, biological process: protein geranylgeranylation; protein farnesylation. NCBI's taxonomy places the organism in Eukaryota, Viridiplantae, Streptophyta, Magnoliopsida, Gentianales, Rubiaceae. Gene Ontology annotation, cellular component: cytoplasm; protein farnesyltransferase complex; CAAX-protein geranylgeranyltransferase complex. Gene Ontology annotation, molecular function: protein farnesyltransferase activity; CAAX-protein geranylgeranyltransferase activity. The record is from RefSeq and is a predicted model, not a curated record.